UUCUGGGUGUCGGACAACCAACUAUCUCAUGUGCUAUACAUCCUUCGCAAGAAAUGCAGGCACCUCUGUUCGAAAAUCCGGUGCCUGUUAUGGCGGCGCCCGAGGCCCAAAGUUGUCAUCAGGAGAUUUGGGAAGUUGAAUGUGAAGUACUCUCAGCCCAAAGAAAAACCAACCACCACCUCUACGACUCAUCUAGUGGGUGGUGUUGGUGCUCUGCGAACAGGAAGGCCUAUACGCAUUGCCACGUUCAAUGUUGCCAUGUUUUCACUUGCACCGGCUGUCCCAAAGGCAGAGAAAUCAGUUGUUUACAUUCAUGAAAGUGAGACAAAGUCUGCUGUUGAAAAUCAGCCCAAGAGCAUACUGAAACAGAGUCCCCUGCAUCCCCUGAUCAAGCCCAAACUCAAAGUUUCGAUCAAUCUUCCCGACAAUGAAAUCUCAUUGGCACAGAAUAAGGUUGUCAGUUUUGUGGGUGAUGAUGGUGAUCACACUAUUAACAGAGGCCAUGGUCCAAUGAGAUCACCCGUGUGCUUCCCUGCUGGGAUGUUUAGUUACAUGAACGACGAGUUUGCCAGAGGCAGCAGCAGAACCAUUCUUGAUGUGCUGAGAGAGGUUGAUGCUGAUAUAUUGGCUCUGCAGGAUGUGAAGGCAGAGGAGGAAAAGAAGAUGAAGCCUCUGUCGGAUUUGGCACGCGCGUUGGAGAUGAAUUAUGUGUUUGCGGAGAGCUGGGCACCGGAGUAUGGGAAUGCAAUCUUGUCCAAAUGGCCGAUCAAGCGAUGGAGAGUUCAGAAAAUUUUCGAUGAUCAAGAUUUCAGGAAUGUGUUGAGGGCUACAAUUGAUGUGCCAUACAUGGGAGAAGUUAACUUCCAUUGCACCCAACUUGAUCAUCUAAAUGAGAAUUGGAGGAUGAAGCAGAUUAAUGCAAUAAUCCAAUCAAAUGAUGGUCCCAAUAUCUUGGCAGGUGGGUUAAAUUCACUAGAUGGAUCAGAUUACUCAUCAGAGAGAUGGACUGACAUUGUCAAGGUAACCCUUAGUCUUGUUACAUAGUUGCAACAUACAUAAAGUAAUUUUGUGGUAAGAAAAUUAUUGCCCCCACCUAACAAAGAAAA
Camellia sinensis is the source of this 1106-nucleotide messenger RNA. NCBI's taxonomy places the organism in Eukaryota, Viridiplantae, Streptophyta, Magnoliopsida, Ericales, Theaceae. The record is from RefSeq and is a predicted model, not a curated record.